AUGAAGAGCGGGAAGUACUGUCUCGGAUACAAGCAGGCACUGAAAACGCUGCGAGCUGGUAAAGCCAAAUUGGUUAUCAUCGCCAACAACACACCACCACUCAGGAAAAGUGAAAUCGAAUACUACGCAAUGUUAGCAAAAACAGGCGUUCAUCAUUACAACGGCAAUAACAUUGAAUUGGGAACGGCGUGCGGGAAAUUGUUCCGCGUAUGUACGUUGUCGAUAACGGAUGCCGGCGAUUCGGAUAUCAUUCGAAGCAUGCCAUCUGAGAGUGCAUGA
This is a messenger RNA of Gongylonema pulchrum, 279 nucleotides long. The record is from the annotation of a GenBank genome assembly. Lineage: Eukaryota; Metazoa; Nematoda; Chromadorea; Rhabditida; Gongylonematidae.